UACAGCGGGACCACCUGCAGCCUACAGGACCUUGACAAUUAAGGCUGGGGAGGGAAGAAGGCAGGUAGCUGCUGGGUUUUACCAGGGCCGUCGCGUCUGGCCGACUCCUCAGCCGACCUACGCAACUUUCCGAUCAGAUGGGGAAUGAAGAAGAUGAUGAUUUCUCUAGUAAUCUCUCGAGAAAAGAGCUUCAAGGAUUGUGCAAGAAAUAUGGUCUCUCUGCUAAUAAGGCAAAUUCAGUUUUGGUGAAAUCACUGAUCUCUUACUUACAGAAGAAAAAUUUGAGGUCAAUGCGAUCAAGAGUAAGGUCAAGUGGGAGUGAAGAGGCUUCCCGUCCUACAUCUUGGAUGUCAAAACUGCAGUCUAGAGCACAGUUGGAUCCUGGGGUGAAGGGUAUGAAAGAUGUAGGAAUGCCUGAAAAACAAUUGGAUGUUUCUGUUGCUGAUAGCUUUCAAAUCAUUCCUUGCCCUAGAGAGGAGGAUCACAAUCAAGAAUUUUCUCUAACUGUUAAAAGCAAUGAAUUUGGUGGCAGUAUGAAGGGUGAUACUUGUAUUAAGGUACCAGAUAAAGACAUAGAAGAAGGCUUUGGGCGCUUAAUGUGUGAUCUUCAAGAGACAUCUUGCUCAAAGAUUGAUGAGAAUAGUUUUAACUAUAGAAAGGAUUUCCCAAAUAGAUGCUCUGGAAACACAUAUUCUGGCAUUGCAAGACAGCGUGGGGUAUUCAAUAUGCCCCAAAUCAAGUGUCAAGACACAGCUUUUGGUUCAAGUCUUCCAGGGAAUAACUAUGUUUCCUCUCUGAAAUCUUCUAAUAAAGUUCCUUCCUCGUCCAUUGAGUUUUAUGUUAGGUCAGAAGAGGGGAUUAAACUCUUUGUCGAUUUGAAUUCAAGCCCAUCAGGCUGGACAAGGACAUUGAAAGAUGAGGUAUGUAUUUGUCAGAAUGUGCAGAAUCACAAGUCUGGAAGUUUUCAGGAGGAGCUGGUGCGCUUAGGAGAUGAAAUUGACAAUAAGAAGAUGGAAGGUUCAUUUUUAUUGAGUACACGAUCAGGACAUGAAAUCAACAAUAGCAAUAUGCGAUCUUUCCCAAGUUCAAUUACAAGAGAAGGGACUGUGAGGGUUGAUCAUCUAGAUGUCAGUCAUGGAUCUGUAGGAUCCUCUGCAGGAAAAGCAUGUAGUGUUAGCCCAGAAGUGUUGGGACACUUGGAGAAAGAUCCUGGACCUUCGCUUCCAUCUAGACAUUCCAGCUCUGGUAGUGAAUCUUGCCCUCAAGAUGGGGGAACAGCAACUCUUGAUUUAUAUGUUAGCACUCCUGAGAAAAAAUCAGGUGGUAAUUCUGUUGUGAACUCGAUAUCAGAUGAUCCCAAAAGUAUCAGCACAUCGGAGCAACAAACUUCAAAGCUUGGUAAUGAGAAUUGUGAGAAUUCACUCCUAAAAAACAGUGGCAGUUCUGUGCAUUCUGGUGUACUAAUUCCUGGGCACUUGGAAAGCAUUCCUAUGGAGAUGCAGUUGUCAGAAGUAGCAAGCGCCAACAAAUUUGUAUCAUGUUCUCCCUGCAAAAAUGGUGGUUUGGUGACUGUGGUUGAUGAGUUGCACAACCUGGAAACGCAAGAUGAUGGAUUAGACAAUCCAAGGGAGCUUAAUCAUAAAACUUUUGGGAGCCAGCCACCAACAUGCACUGAAGAAUCGGAAAUGAGUAACCCUGUUAGUGGAAGGGAGAGUACAGGAUGUUCACAACAUGAUCUUUCUUCCGAGAAGACUUGUUUAAAGUCCGAUGAUUCAGAAUCCAAUGGAAGAUUUCAGAAAAAGAGGCAACACGAUGAUGGUGAAGAUAAUAAUGGUAGUAGUAAACCUAAUGCUAAAAUUUUAAGAAGCACAAAGUACGUUGCUGGGGAAGCCCUUCCCAGAAGAUCCAUGCGGCUGGUCUCUAAGUAAGAUUGUGAAGUUCAUGUGGGCAUCCUUAGAAGCAUUGGCUUAAGUAAAAUGAUAUCAUACUGUUCUGGAGUUGGAAUUGCAGUCAUAGUUACUAAAUUCAAUUGGGAUAUUUAGAGACACAGGAUUGACAAUUCUACAAGGGUGGCUUUUCUUUGGAUAGUGCGGUUGGCUAAAGGGCUGAGCUUUUUGAUGUUUUAAUUGCAUGCGACAUGGCCAUGGAUGGUCUAAACGAGUUGAUGCUACUUCAAUUGUUUUUUUUUUUUUUUCCCUUCAUUCAGCCAUUGUUUCGAACGGGCUAAACUGGGUGUAUUGUUCAUUUAUAAGCCCUGAUCUGAACAAGUGUGGUUGGUGCCUCAAUUAUCUGCAUCUUGAUGCUUUUAGAUGCAACUGCAAGGUAAAUUACUUUAUAUGGAAUAGUGUUCUAGUUUUGCAUCUU
Messenger RNA from Malania oleifera, 2364 nucleotides. RefSeq lists its product as uncharacterized. The transcript is spliced from 10 exons. The record is from RefSeq and is a predicted model, not a curated record. Bases 138 to 1928 code for a protein of 596 amino acids. NCBI's taxonomy places the organism in Eukaryota, Viridiplantae, Streptophyta, Magnoliopsida, Santalales, Ximeniaceae.